AAUUAUAAAUCUUGCUGACUCGACUUGCACCCAUUAAUUAGUGGCUUUGGCUUCUUUGGGCAGGAGCCAGAACUUCUUUAUCUCUGUAGAUUAGGUUUCUUUCUCUUUGUAGCGUUUUUAUAAAGCACACCAAAUUGGCAAAUCACUCAGCAUAAUAGGUUCAACACAAAUCUGGACGAUCUCUCUCUCUUUUUUUGAAGCAAUCAUAUCUUAUACAGACUGGUUUUUACGCAUUUUAAAAAUUCGAUAUCCACAUGUACGAUCAAUAAAUAUAAUCAAGACGAAAAGAAUCAAACAAAAGUCGGACCCAAUAUCUGAAUGAAAUACUUAUAACAUUGAACAAACAAAGAGACACCACAAAUGUUUUCGGAUCCAUUUGCGGGCCGCAGUCGAAGCGGCAGUUUCAACAAGAGUGGGAGCUUCAAGUCUCAGCAACCUAGCUCCUCAUCAUUCGUGGCCACGAGUGCUAGCAUCAGAGAGACUGGGAUCAUUGACAAACUCAUGCAAAGCUUUGGGUUCAUCACGUGCUGUGAGAGGAAUGAGUCCAUCUUCUUCCACUUCUCACAAUACAAUGGCAGUGCCUCAGAACUCAGCUCUGGAGAUGAGGUGGAGUUUGAAGUGGGUGUGGACUCCAGGACUGGUAAGCUGAUAGCACGACGACUGGUCCUCCUACCCACUGGCACCGUCUCCUUCGAGAGCAUCAGCGAGGAGAGACUACUGGGAAAGGUUGACUGUGAGCCCAAGAUCAUCUCAAUAAGAGGGGCUUCCCCUUCAGAGAGAGAUGGGCCGGCCAGAGGGUCAAAGGUGAAGCAGACCUACAAUGAUCCCAUGAUGGGCAGGAUCAUCUACGAGAGGAGUGGGGAGGUCUUCUUUGUGCCGUACACAUUCACUGAUGUCAACGAUGAGAGAGACAUUCGCAAGGGAGAUGAGGUCUCCUUUUACAUGGCCAAGAACAAGAGGACCGGAGCUCUUAAAGCCAGGCUGGUGAGAUUGGUGCAGCCAGCCAAGGUGGAGACUGUGCAGGGAAUAGUGAAGACAAUGAAGGACUCCUUCGGGUUCAUCGAGAGAGCUGACCUUGUCAAAGACAUCUUCUUCCACUACAGUGAGGUGACUGGUGAGUCCAGUGUGGAGGUAGGCUCCUGUGUGGAGUUCGUGGUGCAGAACAGACAGGGUAAGGACGUAGCUGCCAACAUCCAGCUCCUCUCCGCCGGGUCAGUCCAGUUUGACGAGGUAGCGGGGGACUUCUUACAGGGGGUGGUCAAGAAACCUGUCAUCCGCUCGUUCACCCACGGCCGCGGGAAGGAGACGGAGAGCACCCAAGGGGAGGUCACGUACAUGGAGGACAUGGACGGGGUUCGUGUGCUGUCGUAUAGUGACACAGACCAGGUGGGGGACUUCACAAUGCUCUCCGGGGACAUAGUCAACUUCAGUCUGGCCAUUGACAAGAGAGACGGCACAGAGAGAGCCACGGGUGUGAGGCUACACCGCCUGGUCGAGGAGCAGAAGGACACAUCUCAGAGGGAAACGGGUGUGGUGGCGGCACUGAGGGAUGGGUUCGGGUUCAUCAAGUGUGCUCAGAGGGACAUGAGGAUGUUCUUCCAUUUCAACGAAGUCAUUGAUCUCGACCACAAACUGGCGCAGUACGAUGAAGUAGAGUUCUCUGUACAGAAUGACUACACAAACGAGAGACUCCAUGCUGUCAGGAUCAAGGUCAUACCCCUGGGCACUGUCAAGUUUGAGCUGUGUUCUAAUGAUGUGUACACUGGAUCAGUGGAGGAAGAGCUGCCUGGAGAUUGCCCUAGGAACCAACCCAGCGUGCACAAGAUACAGAGUGAGGGUGACUCUGGGACUAUUCGUUUCCUGGGUCCCACUGGUGAUGUGGAGGUGGUCAAGUUCUACUGGUCCUCCGAUCGUCUACAAUUUGGAGAUCAGGUUGAGUUCCAGGUGGCCACUCGUAGCUACGACAACCUCGUGUUCGCCACUGAUGUGAGGGUGGUUCAGAAAGCCAAGGACAUCAAGUUCAGGGGCUUUGUGGCUACUCUGAAGGACAGCUACGGAUUUAUAGAGUCCGAGGAGCACGACUGUGAACUGUUCUUUCCCUUCACGUCAUGCAACGGAUUCUGCGACCCCCACGAGCUCAAGGUGAUGGACGAGGUCGAGUACGGUAUAGUACGCAAGAACAGCAAACUGUCGGCUGAUGAGAUCACCAAACUGCCCCAAGGCACUAUUCAAUCGGAGGCUUUGAAGCAAGGACAGUACAAUGGCGUCGUAGAGAAGCCAAUGAAGAGCACAGACAACGCUCUUGACUAUGAGGGCAUUAUCAAGCCUACUGGCGGAGAUGGCCCCUCCCUUCCUCCUCAGCUGCCCUUCAGUGCCACGAGCCUCGCUGAUCACAGAGUUGCACUAGCUCAGGGAGACACGGUCCAGUUCCGGGUGGGGGUGUGUCCCCAUUCCGACACUAUGCGGGCCGUCAAUGUGCAGUCAUGCAAGAAGUUCCUCAGGGGCACUGUGGAGACCAUCAAGGGAGAGUACGGAUUCAUCACCUGCCACGGGUCCUUGUCCAGCCGUAGCAACAGCCCCACCAGUAAUGGAGAGAGUAUCUUUUUCCACAUGAAAUCUGUGGAAACUGAUUUCACUGCCCUACAUUCUGGAGAUGAGGUCGAGUUUCUUUUGGUGAGCAACAGCAAAUCAAAGAAGAAUAGUGCCAGCCAUGUCAAGAAGCUCAGUGCCAAUGAAAGGCCAGAAAGGUUGAGAAGAAAACAAGUCACGCCAAGAGCUCAGGCCCCAAUGAAUGUGAGCCGUCAGCCGAUUGGUCCGGACAGCAGUGGUGGGUUUGCUCCUCGUACGUUCCUCCCCUCCCCUGCUCUCAACCGGAGUUCAAAUGUGAGCCCCACUCCACAAUAGUUAGUACCACAAUGCAAGCUAAAGAACUGUCAAGUAUCGAGACACCCUAACACAACGUGAACAAUUAUAAUUCCUUGCUGUCAGUCAUUAAUAUGGAAAUUAAUAUAAUUAGAAUUUCUAUUUUGUCACAAUUUUGCAUGCGUGUAAAUGUAUAUAAUUAUACACUGUG
This is a messenger RNA of Halichondria panicea, 3073 nucleotides long. Its product is annotated as cold shock domain-containing protein E1-like. The transcript has 29 exons. The record is from RefSeq and is a predicted model, not a curated record. Bases 361 to 2904 code for a protein of 847 amino acids. Gene Ontology annotation, molecular function: nucleic acid binding. Lineage: Eukaryota; Metazoa; Porifera; Demospongiae; Suberitida; Halichondriidae.